Penicillium crustosum is the source of this 183-nucleotide messenger RNA. RefSeq lists its product as uncharacterized. NCBI's taxonomy places the organism in Eukaryota, Fungi, Ascomycota, Eurotiomycetes, Eurotiales, Aspergillaceae. The record is from RefSeq and is a predicted model, not a curated record. Bases 1 to 183 code for a protein of 60 amino acids. The transcript has a single exon.
AUGUUGGCAAUGGGCUCCACAGCCCGAUAUUCGGGCGGAGCCUGGGAAACAUCAAAUCCAUCCAUGAUUGAAAUGAAGAUAGUUGGUUGGUUUGUUGUGUUCUGGUCCUCUGAUGCUGGUGGCAAUAGUCUGGAAUUCCUCAGACAGGCUGCGCCGCUGCUUCUUAUUCCGUGUGGUGGAUGA